Messenger RNA from Nycticebus coucang (slow loris), 2669 nucleotides. RefSeq names its product solute carrier family 10 member 3 (gene SLC10A3). The transcript has 2 exons. The coding region runs from base 493 to 1926 and encodes 477 amino acids. Lineage: Eukaryota; Metazoa; Chordata; Mammalia; Primates; Lorisidae. Gene Ontology annotation, cellular component: membrane. Gene Ontology annotation, molecular function: bile acid:sodium symporter activity. Gene Ontology annotation, biological process: bile acid and bile salt transport. The record is from RefSeq and is a predicted model, not a curated record.
CAGUCGCUGGCUCUGAGCUCAGCGGCCGCAGUGGCAGGUGAGAUCCUCCGGCCAGUAAGGAACGUGCAGAGACAGCUUCUGACCCCGGCCCUGCUCCACGAUUGCCCGCUCGGGUGCCUGGGCCCGGUGGGCCCGGCAGGGAAGGGCAGCCGCCUCGCAUUUGCGAGGCCUGGCUUGGCCGCGGGGCCCAAGUGGCGUAAGAGCCCCCCUCCCUCGACCCCGAGACCACCGGAGCCAGUUGCCCGCCUACAGCCUGUAGGACUGCGGGGCGCCCUUCCUUCAUAACCUCCCGGGUUCAUGCCUGAGCUCUGCUUGUGACCCCUCCGACAACUUCCAGACUCCCAGGGAGAGCUCUGCUGUCAAAGAAGACAGUACAGUACAGGAGAAGGACCCACCCAUGGACCCUUUCCUGGACAACCCAGCAGCACCAGUACGAAUGCUCUUCUAAGUCACAGAGAGCCUGGGGACAUCAUCCGUCCUUUGGAAAGAGUCAUGGUGUUAAGGAGGAUCAGAGCCAGUUCCCAGCAAUGGCCUGGCCUAAGAAGCAGGAUUGAUCGCAUAGAGUCCCUAGGCAUGCUCAGAGCUGCCCUGCUGCUCAUCAACCUGACAUGGAGGGCCCAAGGGACAGCCAGUGCUAACCUCAGCACAGCUCUGGGCCACACUAUGCCACUAACAGGAAGCCGCUACUUGAGCAUUGGGGAUGGCUCUGUGAUGGAGUUUGAGUUUCCUGAGGAGAGUGAGGGCAUCAUCGUGAUCUCAAGCCAGUACCCAGUCCAGGCCAAUGGGAUGGGCCCUGGCCCCACACUGAAGGUCACAUCCCUAGACACGGAGGUGCUGGCCAUCAAGAAUGUGAGUGCCAUAACGUGGGGUGGUGGGGGUGGCUUUGUGGUGAACAUCCACUCAGGCCUGCCUGGGUUGGCCCCACUCCACAUCCAGCUCAUGGACCCCCACAAGGCCCCACCCAUGCUGAUUGAGGAGCGGAGAGAUUUCUGCAUCAAGGUCUCACCUGCUGACGAUACCUCUGUAACACUCAGCACCAACCUGGCCCACUUUUCAGAGAACCCAAUACUCUACCUGCUCCUGCCUCUUAUCUUUGUCAACAAGUGUUCAUUUGGGUGCAAAGUGGAACUCGAGGUUCUGAAGGGACUUGUGCAGAGCCCCCAGCCCAUGCUGCUGGGCCUCCUAGGACAGUUUCUGGUCAUGCCCUUCUAUGCUUUCCUGAUGGCGAAGGCCUUCAUGCUGCCCAAGGCCUUGGCUCUGGGCCUCAUCAUCACCUGCUCAUCACCUGGGGGUGGUGGGAGCUACCUCUACAGCCUCCUUCUUGGAGGGGAUGUCACCCUAGCAAUCUCCAUGACUUUCAUCUCAACAGUGGCUGCCACUGGUUUCCUACCACUAUCCUCAGCCAUCUAUAGCCGCCUGCUCAGCAUCCAUGAAACACUCCAUGUGCCCAUCUCCAAGAUCCUGGUGACCCUGCUGUUCAUUGCCAUCCCCAUAGCAGCAGGUGUUGUGAUCAAGUCCAAGCUCCCCAAGUUCUCCCAGCUGCUGCUUCAGGUCAUCAAGCCCUUCAGCUUUGUGCUCCUCCUAGGUGGCCUCUUCCUGGCCUACCGCAUGGGGGUCUUCAUCCUGGCAGGUGUCAGGCUACCCAUUGUACUGGUGGGCCUCACAGUGCCCUUGGUUGGCCUCUUGGUGGGCUACUGUCUGGCCACAUGCCUGAAACUGCCAGUGGCCCAGCGGCGGACAGUCAGCAUUGAGGUAGGGGUACAAAACAGUCUGAUGGCCUUGGCCAUGCUCCAACUAUCCCUCCGCCGCCUUCAAGCUGACUAUGCCUCCCAGGCCCCCUUCAUUGUGGCACUGAGUGGCACCUCUGAGAUGCUGGUCUUGGUCAUUGGCCACUUCAUCUAUAGUAGCCUGUUCCCAGUUCCUUGACAACUCUGGGUCAAGAUUCUAUCAUCCCCCAGCCCCCACACUCUACCCACUGUCCCCACAGUUCUUGUGUACCAAAGGCCUUUAGUUCUCAUGCACUAUGCACUCAGAAAAAUCCAGGCUUAUUUUUUUUACUGAUUUUUUAUUCUUCAGCUUUCAGUGCCAAAGAGGCUGUGCUGAGUUAAGUAGGUGGGCACUGCCAAGAAAAUAUAUUUCAAUAAAAGAGAGAAGCAAGCUUGAGUCCCUUCCAAUCUUUGCCCUUUGGGACCUGGGAGUGGGGGUAGGAAGAGUGUGCCCGGCAGAACCCCUGCCUCCCACCCUCGGCCGGGUCAGGUAUGGGGCAGGGUGGAGGACCAGCUUGUGUGGCACAGUGACCCCUGGGAAUGCUUUAUCAGCCCACACUCCAUGAGAGGUGGGCCUCUCUCUCUCUUUUUUUUUUUUUUUUGAGACAGAACCUCAAGCUGUCGCCCUGGGUAGAGUACCGUUGCAUCACAGCUCACAGCAACCUCCAACUCCUGGGCUCAAGAGAUUCUCCUGCCUCCGCCUCCCAAGUAGCUGGGACUACAGGCGCCCGGCUAUUUUUGGUUGCAGCCGUCAUUGUUGUUUGGCGGCCGGCUGGAUUCCAACCAACCCGCCAGCUCAGGUGUAUGUGGCUAGCGCCUUAGCCGCUUGAGCCACAGGCGCUGAGCCGGGCCUCUCUUUUUAGAAUGAGCAGUGGGAGCAUGAGAGCAGAAGCCUGGCUCCCC